GGGAGUAUUGCUUUGGUGAUUUUACUGUUGAAUUUUGUUUGUUGCACAGGGUGGUUUGCAAAACCAACAGAAAAGACGACAUCUGUGAGUCCUCAUGAAGACAUGAAGGCAGCAUUUAUGGCUGAAAUGAAAGCUGAAAACAUCAAGCAGUUUCUUCACAAUUUCACACAGCUUCCUCACCUAGCAGGAACAAAGGAGAAUCUGCAUCUGGCAGAGCAAGUCCAAGCUGAGUGGAAGGAGUUUGGUUUGGAUUCUGUUCAGUUGAUUCAUUAUGAUGUCUUGCUCUCUUACCCUGAUGACACUAAACCCAACUACAUCUCAAUAAUUGAUGAGCAUGGAAAUGAGAUUUUCAACACAUCAUUAUCUGAGCCUCCUCCCCCAGGAUAUGAGGCUGUUAGAGAUGUGGUGCCACCCUACAGUGCAUUUUCAGCCCAAGGAAUGCCUGAGGGUGAGUUAGUGUAUGUGAACUAUGGCCGCACCGAGGACUUCUUUAAGCUAGAACGUGAGCUGGGAAUUAACUGCACAGGAAAGAUUGUUAUUGCCAGAUAUGGGAAGAUCUUCAGAGGAAAUAAGGUGAAGAAUGCUGAACUGGCAGGUGCCAAGGGAAUUAUUCUGUACUCUGACCCUGCUGACUACUGCGCCCCAGGAACAGAGCCCUAUCCAAGUGGCUGGAACCUUCCAGGUGGAGGAGCCCAGCGUGGAAAUGUAUUAAACCUGAAUGGGGCAGGAGAUCCUCUGACACCAGGUUAUCCUGCAAAAGAAUACACCUACAGAUUAGACAAAGCCAACGGUGUAGGUCUCCCAAAAAUUCCAGUUCAUCCCAUUGGCUAUCACGAUGCUGAGUCGUUACUGCGUAAUAUGGGAGGAAGUGCACCACCACAUAAUAGCUGGAAAGGAAGUUUGAAUGUAUCUUACAAUGUUGGUCCUGGUUUCACAACUAAUUAUUCUACAAGAAAAGUGAAAAUGCACAUUCAUAGCAACAAUGAAGUAAGAAGGAUUUACAAUGUGAUUGGUACCAUCAGAGGUGCAGUGGAACCAGACAGGUAUGUCAUUCUGGGAGGCCACCGCGACGCAUGGGUGUUUGGUGGCAUUGAUCCUCAGAGUGGUGCAGCCGUGGUUCACGAGAUUGUGAGGAGCUUUGGAGAACUGAAAAGGAAAGGAUGGAGGCCAAGGAGAACAGUGAUAUUUGCAAGCUGGGAUGCAGAGGAAUUUGGCUUGUUAGGAUCAACAGAGUGGGCUGAGGAAAAUGCCAAAAUAUUGCAAGCACGGGCAGUGGCUUAUAUCAAUGCAGAUUCCUCCAUCGAAGGAAACUACACGCUACGAGUGGAUUGCACACCACUGUUGUACAGACUGGUGUACAGUCUGACUAAAGAGAUACCAAGUCCUGAUGAGGGGUUUGAAGGAAAAUCUCUUUAUGAGAGCUGGUAUAAAAAAAAUCCAUCAAAAGAAUAUAAAGAGGUCCCCAGAAUAAAUAAACUGGGCUCUGGCAAUGACUUUGAAGCCUUUUUUCAACGUCUUGGCAUCGCUUCAGGCAGAGCACGUUACAGUAAAAAUUGGGAUGUAGAAAAAUACAGCAGCUAUCCAGUUUACCACAGUGUGUAUGAAACCUACGAAAUUGUGGAGAGGUUUUAUGAUCCCACUUUCAAGAAUCAUCUGACAGUAGCUCAGGUCCGGGGAGGGCUGGUCUUUGAACUGGCCAACUCCGUUGUGCUUCCUUUCGACUGCAGAGAUUACGCUUCAGCUGUGAGCAACUACGCUCACAUCAUCUACAACCUGUCAAGGAAUCAUGAAGAGGAACUGGCAACAUACAGUGUAUCCUUUGAUGCUCUCUUUUCAGCUGUGAAGAAUUUUACAGAAAUUGCUGCUAGCUUUCAUGAAAGACUGCAACAAGUAGAUAUCAAUAACCUACUUGCUGUCAGGUCACUAAAUGAUCAGCUCAUGUUUCUAGAAAGGGCUUUCAUUGAUCCUCUCGGAUUACCUGGCAGGCCAUUCUAUAGACAUGUUAUCUUUGCUCCAAGCAGCCAUAACAAGUAUGCAGGAGAAUCAUUCCCAGGGAUCUAUGAUGCCAUGUUUGACAUUCAAAACAAAGCUGAUCAACAGGAAGCCUGGGAAGAAGUGAAGAGGCAGAUUUCCAUUGCAGCCUUCACUGUACAGGCAGCAGCAGAAACACUGAAAGAAGCAGCAUAA
Messenger RNA from Merops nubicus (carmine bee-eater), 2187 nucleotides. Its product is annotated as putative N-acetylated-alpha-linked acidic dipeptidase. The record is from RefSeq and is a predicted model, not a curated record. Gene Ontology annotation, molecular function: carboxypeptidase activity. The annotation marks the transcript as partial. NCBI's taxonomy places the organism in Eukaryota, Metazoa, Chordata, Aves, Coraciiformes, Meropidae. The transcript is spliced from 18 exons.